Messenger RNA from Diabrotica virgifera virgifera (western corn rootworm), 805 nucleotides. RefSeq lists its product as uncharacterized. Bases 327 to 635 code for a protein of 102 amino acids. The transcript has 3 exons. NCBI's taxonomy places the organism in Eukaryota, Metazoa, Arthropoda, Insecta, Coleoptera, Chrysomelidae. The record is from RefSeq and is a predicted model, not a curated record.
GGCAGUGUUCGGGAAUCUUUAUAGAAAAUCACACAAUCUGUUUAUAAUAAGUAAUAUUAUACUUUUAUAUUUAUUAUUUAAACACAUAAUGAAUAUAAUUAUAUUUAAACAUAAAUAUAAUAAACAGUAAUAUGUAUUCAGUAACUUAAAGGGUAAAAAGACAGUAAAAACAUAGAAGGCACCCAUUCAAUUUGUCACUGUCAAUUUAGCAUUUUCAAAUCUCAAAGUUUGGUGGCUUACCUUACUGCUUAUAUUGUGCAAAAAAUUGUGAAUUUAAAGUUUAUUAACACAUUGUAAGUAGGUUAAUAAUCAAUUUAAACAAUACUAUGGCUGAAGACAAGAGUUUUCUGAUGAAAGCAGUGGAUUCCCUAAUACCUCCUCCAUUGGAGGAAAAAACUGAGGUUAAUCAACUGUGUAUGAUGUCUAGAGCCGCUGAUGCAGUAAAAACUUUUUUGAACAGUCUUGAGUCUACUGGAGGAGCUCAGGAAAUGUCGUUUAAUUACACUUUAAACCUGGGGCCUGCAGAAUCUGAGUCAUCCACCCAAACAGAGGAUAUGUCAUCUGCAAACGCCUCUACUGAGCAGCCAGUAGCAGAGGAAGGUGCUGCCCAAUCUACAAAAGAUCUGAAGGAAUAAAGAAAGACUGACUCAGUUCUGGUGUAGACAUUGUAUUGAAGGACACCAGCUUCCAGGAAAUCCAUCCCAUUAUUGUUCCAUACAUUGUUUAAUGUAUUAUAAAUAUUUCUAUUUUUGUGUGUUCGUCCAAAUUGUUUAUUCGAGUUAUAAAUAAAUACUGAUUUAUUAGC